This is a messenger RNA of Chinchilla lanigera (long-tailed chinchilla), 1057 nucleotides long. It is a transcript of the gene Iah1, whose product is annotated as isoamyl acetate-hydrolyzing esterase 1 homolog. The coding region runs from base 55 to 879 and encodes 274 amino acids. Lineage: Eukaryota; Metazoa; Chordata; Mammalia; Rodentia; Chinchillidae. The record is from RefSeq and is a predicted model, not a curated record. The transcript has 6 exons.
CUCCGCCCCGCCCCCAGGCCGGACAUCCGGUCCGCCGGCAGCUCGAGCGGUGGAAUGGCGCUGCGUGUCCGCGCGGCCGGCGGGAGCCGGUUACUGUGGCCUCGCGUGUUGCUCUUCGGCGAUUCUAUCACUCAGUUUUCUUUCCAGCAGGGCGGCUGGGGCGCUGCGCUGGCGGACAGGCUGGUCAGAAAAUGCGACGUGGUGAAUCGUGGAUUUUCAGGUUACAACACCCGUUGGGCCAAAAUCAUCCUCCCAAGACUGGUGGGGAAUGAGGACAGCCCUGAGGUGGUGACAAUUUUCUUCGGUGCCAAUGACAGCUCCCUGAGAGAUGAGAACCCCCAGCAGCACGUGCCCCUGGAGGAGUUCGAGGCCAACCUGAGCAGCAUGGUGCGCUACUUGCGCUCUGUGGGCGUCGCAGAAAGCCGCGUGGUCCUCGUCACCCCGCCCCCAUUGUGUGAGGCCGCCUGGGAGCAGCAGUGCCUGGCGCAGGGUCACAGGCUGAACCGCCGAAACUCGGUGGCUGGUGAAUAUGCCAGGGCGUGUGCACAGGUGGCCCGCGACUACGGGACUGAGGUCCUCGACCUGUGGACUUCGAUGCAGGAGGACAACCAGGACUUCUCCACCUACCUGUCAGACGGUCUCCACCUGUCACCAAAGGGAAGCGACUUCAUGUUCUCACACCUGUGGCCCCUGGUGGAGAAGAAGGUGUCGGCCCUGCCCCUGCUGCUCCCCGACUGGAAGGACGUGGCCGUUGCAGACCCCGAGUGGAGCCUGCUGGGACAGGGAGAGGGAGGCCGCGUGCCCACUGCUCCAUCCGCGGGCUGCCCGCCUGCUGGGGCGCAAGCUGAGGAGAUGGACAGGGCGCUCUCCUCGCGCUGAGCCUUCACCUCCGGUCCUGCAUCAAAACCACUUGACGGGCUGGGCUGUGGUCAGUGGCGCAGCCCUGCCUGGCAGUGUGAGGUCCUGAGUUCGGUUCCCGGUACCCCAAAAGAAACCCACACUUGACAUUCCCAUCCCUAUUAAUAAAGGCUCUGGGCUUGCUCAGAGCAGCCUGGUA